Messenger RNA from Dovyalis caffra, 1167 nucleotides. Lineage: Eukaryota; Viridiplantae; Streptophyta; Magnoliopsida; Malpighiales; Salicaceae. The record is from the annotation of a GenBank genome assembly.
AUGGAAGACAAACAAGAUGAUACCAAGAUUAACAUUGCAAACCCAAUUAAAGAUCAUCAAGAAACCACACUCUCCUACGAUUUCAGAACCGAAUUUCUUCAAGACGAUAACAAGACCCCAUUCUUUAAACCCCGUUCUCGUAGGAGGAGAAGAGACACCUGUGUCAUUUUUGCAUUCGUUAUCAUCCACCUGGUAGUCUUUCUUAUCACCAUGGCCAUCAAUGAUUGUGAUCAUAACUCUCACGGCGACUGCGCCUUCAAGGCCUUGGGGAGAAUGUCGUUUCAGCCUCUUCUUGAAAACCCUUUUCUUGGUCCCUCUGCUUCCACCCUAGAUAAAAUGGGGGCGAUUCGCAAGACAUUGUUGGCAGAACAUCAAACUUGGCGUCUUUUUUUGUGUCCAUGGUUGCAUGCUGGCGCCUUCCACUUUUUGAUCAACAUUCUCUGCAUUAUCUUCAUAGGAAUUUAUCUGGAGAAAGAGUUUGGAGCAAUAAGAACUGGGAUAAUCUACAUACUGUCUGCAUUUUUCGGUACCUUGGUGACUGCAAUUUUUGUCCGAGAUAGUCCAGCAGUUUGUUCCUCCGGUGCUCUAUUUGGAUUGCUUGGGGCUACAGCUUCUGCACUUACAAUGAAUUGGAAAUUUUACACCAAUAAGGUUGCAGCUCUGCUGACACUUCUUUUUGUGGCCGCAUUCAAUUUAAUGCUUGGCUUUCUGCCUUACAUGGACAACUAUUCAAGCAUUGGAGGUCUGAUAUCAGGAUUUCUACUUGGACUCGUGCUUUUUUACACCCCUCAGUUUAGGCAAGUGGCUCCAAACAAACUACGCCUUUAUGAGUAUGGUGUCAAAAGUUCAUUUAACUGGAAGCAGAAGUUGGACAGGCCUGUGCUGAGGAGUGUUUCCCUUGUUCUUUUCUCUCUUCUCCUCGUGGGACUUCUUGUGGCAGUACUCCUAGGCAUCAAUAUAAGCCAUCAUUGCAGGUUGUGUAGAUACGUCGACUGCAUUCCUUGCAAAAGGUGGAGUUGCAAUGACCUGACGUCAUCUUGUGAGACCAUGGGAAGCGACAAAGAGUUGACUUUGACCUGCAUGGGUAAUGGGAACUUCAGAGUUUUCUCCUUUACCAACAUUUCUCAAGAAAGGACACGGGAUUUAUGUACUCUGAUAUGCUCCUGA